Molecule: messenger RNA, 522 nt
Organism: Cetraspora pellucida
Lineage: Eukaryota; Fungi; Glomeromycota; Glomeromycetes; Diversisporales; Gigasporaceae
Source: the annotation of a GenBank genome assembly
AUGAAACCAAUUCGACUUGCACUAUUUUUUGAUCUGCAAACAAAAGACAUGCAAAUAUUUUCAGAAGAUGAAAGACAUAGUACCAUUUCAGAAGCAUGUAUAGAGUAUCUUGAAUUAGCUACCAAUUAUUAUGAAUCAAAUAAUUUAUCAGAUGCAGCACCUAGUGACAUAAAUAGUGAAGAUAUUUUUUCUAGUCCCAUGGCUCAAGAACAUUCAAGCCAAAAUGACAAUAACAUUGCUAACCAUGAAUUUAACUCCUAUUUAUUAUUACCAAGAGUUCAGGGUGAAACAGACAUACUUCAGUGGUGGGCUUCAAGAAAAGCUGACUAUCCUAUACUUGCAAAACUUGCACGCAAGUGCCUUUCUAUUCUGGCUAUGUUGGUAACAUCCGAACAUCUUUUUUUAUCAGCGGGUCUUACCAUCACUGAAAAAAGAAUACAUCUUAAUUCACAAUUCGUUGAAUCAGUUUUGCUCCUUAAAGCAGCUCUCAAGCUUUGGCCCAUGUCACAUAUUUUUGGCUAG